CGAAGUUUUAAAAACGCGGACGAGCUGAUGAUUCCAUAGCUGCGCCGCGCGGUGCAUUCUGGUAGUAGUUGAAAGAUUCAAGAUGGCGGCGAGCAGGAGACUACACAAGGAGCUUGAAGAAAUCCGCAAAUCUGGAAUGAAAAACUUCCGUAACAUUCAAGUUGAUGAAUCAAACAUAUUGACAUGGCAAGGCCUCAUUGUUCCAGACAACCCUCCAUACGACAAAGGGGCAUUCAGGAUCGAGAUCAUCUUCCCUGCAGAAUACCCUUUCAAACCACCCAAGAUCACAUUCAAAACGAAGAUCUACCACCCCAACAUUGACGAGAAGGGACAGGUCUGCCUGCCUGUCAUUAGUGCAGAGAACUGGAAACCAGCCACCAAAACUGACCAAGUAAUUCAGUCGCUCAUUGCCCUGGUGAACGACCCACAGCCAGAACACCCUCUGAGGGCCGACCUAGCAGAAGAAUACUCAAAAGACCGUAAAAAAUUCUUUAAGAAUGCAGAAGAGUUUACAAAGAAACACGGCGAAAAGCGGCCAGUGGACUAACAAUACCAGACAAGUGUGUAGCCCCAGUCCCCUCCUACUCCUCUGAUCCUCUUCCCCCUCGCUCUACUACCUUCCUCCCGACACCCAAACGCCAUCCUCUAUCCCUCCCUCCCGCCCGCCUGCUUUCCCUCCUUCUCCUCUCCUUUCCACGUGUCACUCUAGUCGAGCUGGAGAAGUACAGCGCAGCUGCAGCCUCCGUCUUGAAGCAGGACGCCGCGAGGACAUCCGAUCUGAGUUUCUGGUGUUAGCUUGAGGCCCUUACUAACUUUCUACUAUGUUGUUUAUUUUUUUUUGUUUAUUUUUUUUUGAGUUGGAAAGCAUCAAAAUUUGGUUAGAGGAUAACUUAAGACAAAGAAGUUGGCAAUUGUACAGGGCGUUUGAGUAAUGAAUGCUGUUUGACCCUUUUGUAAUGAGAAAAUGAAUCAUUGCAUUAUUACACAAAACUUUCAAAAAAUACUUUUGGAAGUGACACUUCAUUUAACACAAAGAUGGAUUGUAAUUUAUCAUGUAUAUUGUUAUUAUUAUUAUUAUUAUUAUGUUGUUCCCUCUUCUUACAUUUGUGCUCUUUGAUUUGCGCAACACAAAAAAGGAGACAUUAAGGAGGAAUGCAGGUUACGCAGCUGGAGGAUUUCAGUGACGGCGACAGAUUAUUUCAUAUGACCUUUUUACUUUCACUGCACUUGAUGGGUUGCACGGUAUGUCUAAGGAACAGGCUACUUCCAGCCCUUUACCAAGCCUCGAAUCGGCAAAACCACUGUAAAGUCAGAAAAGAAAGCGGCUUAGGAGCCGAUAUUGCAUUGAAAUGCUUUUGUUUCACAAAUGAAAAAAGGAAGGAUGAAAACAACGCUCUUUGUGCGAGUCGACGUAAUUUUCCGUGAUGAUCGCUAAUUUUAAACAUCUCUUUUAACAUGUUUCAUAGGAAAUUCUUGUAUAUUGUUGAUUAUUUGGGUUCAAUCAUGGAAAUGGCCCCUAGAUUUACAGAGAUGUACGCUACUGAGAAAUAUUAUUAUUCCCAUUUUCUCCCGAAAAUAAACGCAGUAGUUGACCGUGAGUUUUCUAGAACAUUCUCUACAGUUUCUUUAAAGUAUUCCAUCUUGAGUGGAUUUUAAGCCACUCUUUAUAAUGUAAAAAAAGGUUCUUUAGGCUUUCAAUAAUAUUUGCUUGUGCAGAACGCCUCAAAUGGUUAAAAACUUUUCAUGCAAUAUCAGACUUGAAAAACGCUCCACAUUUGUGUACCAAAAUAAAAAAGGAAGACCAAGCAAUGUUAUAUCAAACAUUGGCUAAAUUUCCUAUUAAAAUUCAAUCCAACAGGCGUUCCCCAGUUUAAAAGCGCAUUAUGGAUUUGUGAUAAAUCAAAUCUGAACUUGAGCAUUUAGUGAUUGUUUAACCUGAAUAUAUUAACAUUAGUAAACAAUAUAUUUAUGAGGACUACUACUUCAACUCCAAACUGUUGCUUACAGCUUAUUCUGAAACGCCAUGAUGGCCUGAAUUUAACAUACAGGUUAUAAACAUGUUAACCCUAAUAUGUGACAAAAGGUUGAACUCACCAAAUAAAGGCUAUUUUGACCUA
This is a messenger RNA of Labeo rohita (rohu), 2117 nucleotides long. RefSeq names its product ubiquitin-conjugating enzyme E2L 3b (gene ube2l3b). The transcript has 4 exons. Bases 83 to 547 code for a protein of 154 amino acids. Lineage: Eukaryota; Metazoa; Chordata; Actinopteri; Cypriniformes; Cyprinidae. The record is from RefSeq and is a predicted model, not a curated record.